Leptopilina boulardi is the source of this 3384-nucleotide messenger RNA. Its product is annotated as peptidoglycan recognition protein 3-like. The record is from RefSeq and is a predicted model, not a curated record. Bases 422 to 1669 code for a protein of 415 amino acids. Gene Ontology annotation, biological process: peptidoglycan catabolic process. The transcript is spliced from 8 exons. Gene Ontology annotation, molecular function: zinc ion binding; N-acetylmuramoyl-L-alanine amidase activity. NCBI's taxonomy places the organism in Eukaryota, Metazoa, Arthropoda, Insecta, Hymenoptera, Figitidae.
UAUUGCUUUUUUUGGUUUUUUUUUUGUAAUUUCUUUGUUUAAAAAAAAUGUUUUAACAAUCAAAAAAUUACGAUAAGAAUGUGUUGUUUUUUUUUUUUUGUUGACACGCUUUGCUUCCGUCAUUAAAUUGUUUUCAUUCGUGGAAUUUGCGGUCUGAUAGUAAUUAUAUUUUAUUGUAUAGGACUUGCAAUUCUUAACAAAUAACGCCAAUUUUUUUCGUUCACACUUACUGAAUGACGAAGGAAAUAUUUUAACGAACCUAACACGAUUCGAGAGGGACUUCCCAACUGUUUGCCAUACUUUUUCGUGUUUAUAAAAGAGCGUUCAAGUAUCAUUUGCAUUUAGUCGAUUUUGUAUUGCAAAUACUAUAAGUUACUGCAAGUUUCCUCAAAAUAAAAAAAAAAAUACAUAAUUUUAAAAAAUGUUUUCAAUAUCUUAUAUCGUGUAUUCAGUUUGUGUGAUGUUUAUUUUACAAAAUGUGACUACAGCAUUUGGCAAACCGUACGCAACCAAUGAAGUGGAACAAAGUCACAUUUGUCCUAGAAUUGUAACACGAGAAGAAUGGAAGGCUCGUGUUGUUACAAAUUAUAAAUUAUUGGAUUUUUCACCAACUCCUUAUGUUGUUGUUCAUCAUGGGGGAAUUAAACAUUAUUGUUUUACUCAAGACACGUGUUCGGAGAUAGUGCGUUCUUAUCAGAAUUUACAUAUGGACGAGCGUGGCUGGAUUGACAUUGGAUAUAAUUUUGUCAUCGGGGAAGAUGGAAAUGUGUAUGAAGGUCGCGGAUGGAAUAUAGUUGGCGCACAUGCACCUGGAUAUAAUACGCAAAGUAUCGGUAUCUCAAUUAUUGGCGAUUAUACAGAUCGCCUGCCAAAUGAAGCAGCUCUAAAGGCAUUAAAUUCACUAAUCAAAUGCGGUGUAAUGAUGGGAAAAAUUCAAAAUGAUUAUAAAUUAGUUGGACAUCGACAGACGAGAGAUACCGAGUGUCCAGGAACUUGUUUUUAUGAAUAUAUUCAAAAAUUACCAAACUGGACAAAUAAACUACAUCCAAUUUAUGAUCAUCAACAAAAUAAUGCAACGAGCAAUCAACAUCUUCAAAGUCUUUUUAAUAAUCGAGAAAUUUAUUCAACAACAAUGAAUGUUACUGAUGAAUACUCAAAAGAAUUGAAAAUUAUAAGUAGAGCAGAAUGGGGUGCAAGGAAACCGCAAGGACCAGUUGAUGAUCUUCCUCAAUAUCCAGCUCCUUACGUUGUUAUACAUCAUUCAGCGACUCCAGGUUGUACUUCUCAAGCAAUUUGUCAAUCACGAGUUCGAUCUUUUCAGAACUAUCAUAUGGAUCAUAAUAAAUGGAGUGAUAUUGGUUAUAAUUUUUUGAUUGGAGAGGAUGGAAUUGUUUAUGAGGGCCGUGGUUGGGGCAAAAGAGGAGCACACUGUCCAAAAUAUAAUCCCAAAAGUAUCGGAAUCUGUAUCAUUGGAGAUUUUGCUAAUAUAGAGCCCAAUUUAAUUGCAAUUGAAACAUUGAAGGAUUUAAUAAAAUAUGGUGUUUCCAAAGGUGAAAUUCUUAAUAAUUAUAAAUUAAUUGGUCAUCGACAAGGUUCAUUAACUACAUGUCCAGGCAACAAAUUGUACGAUUUGAUUAAAACCUUUCCACACUGGGAAAGUAAUCCAUAGAAUUUAAUUUCGCAGAAAAUUAUAUGAUACACUAUAUUCAACAUAAUAGCCGGUGAAUAAUAGACGAUGGACAGGAAUAGGACACGUGGAAAACUUUUCAACGUCAGUCGAUGGAAACAGUUCGCGUUCGGCAAACAUCCAACGAUGUUUGUCCACUGAAAACUUCCGCGCUAAAACACGUGUGCGCUUCAAAAAAAAAAAGAAAAUUGAUAAUCAUUUUCUUUAGUGUUAUGCAAAUUAUUUGUAAAACGACAAAAUUCAUCAACGAGAGUCUUCUACGGAAAAUAAUAUUCAAAAUCAUGGUCUUCGCUUUUCUAAAUAAAGAAGAUUUUUUUUGAAGAAUUCCAAAUUUUCGGGUAAGAUGAUUUUGUCAAAAAAAAGAAUUUUAAUUUUUUAUUAUUUAAUAUUCCAGUUUUUUAUCAAUUGCUUUUUCCUAUUUCAUCCGCGAAUAAUAGAAUAAAAAAUAAGUGCAUGUUAAAAUGAAGUGAAUAUGUAAAGAUAAAAAUAAAAACUAUAUAUAAAGAAAUUUUUCAAAAAAAUCAAAAUAUUAAUAAAAUUGUAAUACAUGUACUCUAAGUGAAAAUGAAGCAUUUCAGUCAGACAUAUUAGCCUGACUAGUAAAAUAUAUUUUCCACUCGUUAUGAUUCUUACUAAAGGAAAUUAUUUUAAAUUAAAUAAUUUUAAUUAUUACUAAAUUAAAUAUUAAAUUUAGAUUUUAAUAAGAAGUAAAUUCAAUAAUUAAAAUGUGGAUUUUUGAGUAGAGUCUUUUUUUUUUUUGCUAUAAUUUUUAAUAUAAUUUUACACCAAUUUGUAAAUUAUUACAUACAAUUUCAAAAAAUAAUAAAUAACAUGAAGUCAACGUACCGCGCGAGUAACGCAAAAUAUCGAUUUUAAAAUUGUUGGGUAAAUGAAUAAGUAAAUUGUAUCAACAAGCAAGCAACGUGACUAGCCAACAGGAAGGAUGAGUUUAAACUUUGUCUAAAGAAACUAAAUGUCGUUAUUCAAUUAUAAAGGAAAACAGAAUCUACCAAUUCUAAAGAAAGCAAACGAUUAUUAUAUAUAUAUAUAUAUAUAUAUACAUUUUAAAACAAAUAAUUUUUUUUUCUUUUGGAAAAUAAAUAUUUUGUUUCCUUGUAAUGAAAUUCAAAAUAGAAUUUUGUUACCUCUAUUUUUUUUUUAAUAAAUCGAUAAAUGUUUUUUCAUUUUGUAAAAAAAACUGAAAAAUAAUUAAACAAAAAGGAAAUUUAAUAAAUUAAAUAAUUCACUAAGAAAAAAAAGUUGUUAUAAAUUCGUUGAAAUUAACGAAAAAAAAAAAUUUAUAUUUAUGCUAAAGUAUGUUUGUAUAUAAUUUAUGUAAAUUGAUAUAAUGUUUAUAACGUAUAUCGAUUUAAGAAACCGGCUUUAGACAUUGACACCAAUUUUUGAUGACUCUACAUAUUUCAACCUUCAAGUUUUCUAAAUAUUUUUUUCAUAUAUAUUAUAUAAACUUUCAUUAAAAUAAUUCAUAUUUUUGCAAAUUAUUGAAUUAUUUAUAUUUUUUUUUCCUAAUUGUUUUAAUAAAAAUAAACAAAUACACAGGUGGCGUUACAAACAAUAAGGAAUCCAUCAUUUAACGUUAGACAUUCACAUGUGACACAUGUGAUAUUAUUAAGGGUGUUAAGAAUUUUUUGUUUUAUUUUAUAAUCAUUUGUGUUUAACAAAAAAAAAAUUAACAA